Messenger RNA from Striga asiatica, 1155 nucleotides. Lineage: Eukaryota; Viridiplantae; Streptophyta; Magnoliopsida; Lamiales; Orobanchaceae. The record is from the annotation of a GenBank genome assembly.
AUGAGGGAAGGAGCGGUCUCUUUCAAUCAAAAUAGCAAGAGAUCAAGUAUCUCGUAUCUAGUUGCAGGGGGGCGUGGCCAAGACCAGCUGACUGCCCCCUUCCACUCGGCCUUUCUUCGCUGUGUGAAUAAGUCUCAUUCGACAGCUAAAAUUCAUGCUUUUGACGUAGCAUCGGGAGUUCAAUUGGAAAACCUUUCUAUAGUGCCCCAUGUUCCUAUGAUAUCCCAACCCGAAAUAUUAAGCUUUUGCUGUGCCAUUGAGAAAGCUAAGCGCACCUUUGACGAUAGGCCACCGCACCAGGAGCUUAGCCAUGUGUGGACCGAAAUGGGCCCGCGAAGCCGGUUACCGGAUGAUCAACAGGACCUUACUAAGGAGUCAAGCGAUCAUCCGAAGACCUUCCAAGAUCCUCAGCCAAGGCGGAGGAGCUAUGAGAACGGCUCUCCCACUUAUGGUAACCAUUGCCAACCAAGUCUAGAGGUUCCAACGGUGGGCAGCGGCCGUGGUGACCGCCCCAGGUGGCUGUUCAGUCGCCCCCGAGCAUAUCUAAGAAAACUGCUCUUGCCUCUAUCCCUAGGCCUUCUUUCUCCUAAUAAGAUCCGAAUACUGACUCGAGGAAAAGAGGCCAACCUUGCUUACGGGGAAGGUUCGGUAGAACGCGGGUCUCCAAAACCCGAUGUCGUAGGUUCAAAUCCUACAGAGCGUGAUUCUUUCUUCGUAGAUCAAGAAGCCUAUAAGCUAUGUAAGCUAAGAUGGGGAGAGCGCUUUCUCCCCGACGGCUUCUCGAAUGAUCACUUACUACGUAAAAAGGCGAAGAAAAUUGGAACUAGACCAGAUAGCUCGGUGGAAAGGAUAAAGCCAAAACUCUUUCUUUUUUUUUCUAUAUGGUUCUUUUGGCUUGGCCCAAGCAUCACGAUCACGGGAUAUGCUGCAGCCGGUCCGGGAUGCCGAUGGAAUAUUUUAACAUCUCAAGUUGGUUCAUCCAACCAGAAUAGUUUGGGUCUCGUUACGCUGUCUUGGAUGUUGAGCCUACGUGCGAUGAAAGGGAUGAAGAUGAUGCUAUGCAGACUGACAUAUCGGAACAAACUAUUAAGAGCCUCUCCAGCUGGCGUCCAUGAUAAUAUCCAGUGUGUUGUGGAAGACCAGAUGCGCUCUUAG